This is a messenger RNA of Babesia bigemina, 405 nucleotides long. RefSeq lists its product as hypothetical. The record is from RefSeq and is a predicted model, not a curated record. The transcript has a single exon. NCBI's taxonomy places the organism in Eukaryota, Apicomplexa, Aconoidasida, Piroplasmida, Babesiidae. Bases 1 to 405 code for a protein of 134 amino acids.
AUGAUUAUUGCUUUGCUUAGGCUUGCAAUUUCCAUAUGUCGGCGCUUUGGCCCACGAACUUUAUUAGAAGAUUCCUUCUUUGAGGAAUUAACACAUGCUGGUGUAGCUGGAGCGACCCUGCACCUGUGUGAAUACAGCAUCCAUAUGUACUACGUAGCAUACAAACAUUAUUGCUAUACGUACGCGGAGACGUUUAAAACGAGAUACACCGCCCACGACUAUGAAAAGCACUCGGAUUCCACCAGUAUAAGCAAAAGGAGCUUUUGCUACAAAAUGUUGUCCACAAUAUACUGGCUCAAUAGAGUGCUUAGAGUCAUGGAAGAUCCUACAACAGGUGUGUACAGAGAACCCUCAUGCCUUCGAGGCUAUAGGGCCCAAACGAUUACGGGAGUCACACACAUAUAG